This is a messenger RNA of Exophiala aquamarina CBS 119918, 1482 nucleotides long. Its product is annotated as hydroxyacid-oxoacid transhydrogenase. The record is from RefSeq and is a predicted model, not a curated record. Gene Ontology annotation, cellular component: mitochondrion. Gene Ontology annotation, molecular function: metal ion binding; alcohol dehydrogenase (NAD+) activity. Lineage: Eukaryota; Fungi; Ascomycota; Eurotiomycetes; Chaetothyriales; Herpotrichiellaceae. The coding region runs from base 1 to 1482 and encodes 493 amino acids. The transcript has a single exon.
AUGUCCCUUUCACCCGCCGUGCGCCUCGCGAGGACUGCAGCCCAGCGCUCCUCGUCGUUACUGCGCUCCAUCCAGUACAACCACCCCCCUAACUGCCCUUGCCACUCGAACCCCAACCACCAUCAUGCGCCGGCUGUCUUUGGCGAAGCGAGAAGGCGAUUGGCAACACCCAUCGACCAUUCCCGCUCCAAGGACUAUGCCUUUGAGAUGGCAGCGAGCUCCAUCCGGUUUGGACCUGGAUGCACCAAGGAAGUCGGCAUGGACAUGAAGAAUCUGGGUGCGAAGCGCGUCAUCGUGGUUACCGAUGCAAACGUCGCCAGACUGGACGCCAUGAAACAGACCAUCGAGGCCCUCACAACCGAGGGUGUCGAGUUCACUGUAUACGACCAAUGCAGGGUUGAGCCCAAAGACAGCUCUAUCAAACAUGCCAUUGCAUUCGCCAAGCCAUACCAACCCGAUGCAUUUUUGGCUGUAGGUGGUGGCUCGGUCAUUGACACCGCCAAGCUGAUGAACCUCUAUACUUGCUUCCCCGACGCAGACUUUUUAGACUUUGUGAAUGCUCCCUUGGGCAAAGGCUUACCAAUUACUAAACCCUUAAAGCCCUUGGUGGCGGUCCCAACCACCGCGGGAACCGGUUCAGAGACCACAGGAACGGCCAUUUUUGACUUGGUAGAGAAGCGAGCGAAGACCGGCAUUGCUCAUCGAGCGCUAAAGCCCACCCUGGGAAUAUGUGACCCUCUCAAUACUCGCACCAUGCCCUCGGCUGUUCAUGCCUCGUCUGGUCUCGAUGUCUUGUGCCAUUCACUGGAAUCUUGGACCGCGAUUCCUUACUACGAGAGAUCGCCAAGGCCCACCAACCCUAUCAAUCGUCCUGCUUACCAGGGUGCGAACCCGAUCUCGGACAUCUUUUCUCUACAGGCACUCAGAUCGACUGUCAAAUACCUACCGCGGGCGACCAAGGAUCCUGAGGAUUUCGAAGCGCAAAGCGAAAUGCUUCUGGCCGCGACAUUGGCGGGCGUGGGAUUUGGAAACGCCGGAGUCCAUCUCUGCCAUGGCAUGAGUUAUCCGAUCAGCGGGCAGAAUCCAGGCUAUAAGCACGACGGAUACGUGGUUGACACUCCCAUCAUCCCCCAUGGUGUGAGUGUUGCUGUCACUGCUCCAGCGGUGUUCAAAUUCACUGGUCCAAGCAAUCCAGAGCGGCACUUGGCAGCCGCAGAAGCAUUCGGCAAGGAUAUCUCCAACGUCAAGAAGGAAAGUGCGGGGGAGGUGCUCAGUGAAGCGCUGUCUGAGUUUCUGGUGGGCCUGGGAGACCAGCCCAGAGGUCUGAAGCAUCUAGGAUUUACCAAGGACAGUAUCGGUGAUUUGGUGGAAGGUACUUUGCCCCAAAAGCGGGUGCUGAUGCUGGCACCCAGUCUGAGUGAGGAAUUAAAUGAGGAACGAGAGCAGUUGCGGGGAUUGUUCGAGGAGGCUCUUGAGUACUAA